Molecule: messenger RNA, 1536 nt
Organism: Echinostoma caproni
Lineage: Eukaryota; Metazoa; Platyhelminthes; Trematoda; Plagiorchiida; Echinostomatidae
Source: the annotation of a GenBank genome assembly
AUGAUCCUCCAGGUUACCGUCGCUGCAACAGGCGAAUACUUGAUCAGUGCAGCGGGUGAGAUUCAUUUGGAAAAAUGUUUGGAAGACAUGACCAAGUAUUUCGCACCCGACGUGGAGUUACAUAUAUCCACUUUUGUCGUACCGUUUCGCGAAACCCUGAUUGAACCAUCUCCAGUUACGGGAACAACACUGUCUGCCACGGCAAAUGAUUCUCGCAAUCGAGCUGCAAAGAAAAUGGAAUCCAUAUUGCAACGUUUGGAUCAAAUCGGGACUCAGUCGGCACUAGUCCAUGAACCUGGAGCAGACACGUCAAUUCAGGAGCAUACUGAGGACAGUCCGUCCGAAUACAAGGAGCAAAUGGAGCCAGUGGCAAACAGCACAGCUCCAGCCCCGAAGGAUAAAACUGUCAACCCGGAAACGAGGACAGGCAAACAGGCAGCUCGACACACACUCAGCGUGGAUGCGGAUUUGCCCGAAUGUCCAGUUGGAUAUUUUCAACUGCCACACAGCAGAUCUCGCACCAGGGUCCUGAUCCAUGUAAGCAGUCACCCAAUGCCAGAAAAAAUGCUCAAAUGGGUUGAGAAACGGGGCUCGCGAAAAAUUCCGCAACUCAUCCGAGCAUUCAAGACGAAAUCCUCCAAUUACGAAAAUCUAUUGAGCCGUCUGAACGAGGAGUUUACCCAGGUCUGUGAGGCAAUAAUUCGUGAUCCAACCGACACAGCUGCCACAGAUUCUAUCAGUCAACUAGACUGGAAACAGUUACCCAAUCAACUUUUGGCUCUGGGACCAAAUCAGACGGGACCAAACAUGCUCUUCUGUCGGCUGCAAUCCAACUGUUUUCCAGUGUUUACAUCUUGGGGUCAGGAAAUCAGUUUCGCGAAUGGAAAAUCAUUCCAUGUAGAACGACGGAACGAUCGCGGCAUUUCGUUGCCGCUAAUCAGCUACGGAAAAGCGCUCCUCCGAGGUUUUCAACUUGCUACUGAACGCGGUCCACUCUGCGCCGAGCCAAUGCGUGGAGUCAUGUUUAUGUUGGAAGAGAUCUUUGCCGAUGAUUGUUGCAUUUUGGAUACACCCAGACUGAUGGAAGCCACCGAUACUGUAACGACCGAUGGUGAUACCAAAGCGACAGAAGCCAUUGACAUUGUGGGUUCUCUUGAAACAGCCCAAGUGGACGUAGAUGCUACCAAGGACGAUGCGAUAAAAAAACGUCGAAGAGCACCGCGCCUGACCUCCAUUUCUUGGUUGGAUGACGAUUCGGAUGGUCAGUUUGAGAACGAUGAUGAUAAUCUGGACUUUGACCCGGUGGAUGAUUGGGACUGGCAAUCCGGUGACGAAACCGGCGAAGAGAGCCAUAAAUCGGAGUUUAGUCAUGAGUCGUAUGAAGCGGAGGACGAUGAUGCAUGUGAAAAUGUCGAGACAAAAAGACUGUUUGAAACGCUUGGUCGUAUAGGAGAAUUUCGUGAGGUGCAAGGGAAGGGUUUCCAACCACAACCCAAGACACCCACCCCGACCACAUUGAGGCUUUCAGAGGCAUAA